AUGGCUGGCCGCGCAGACUGCUCCGCGUGGGCUUGGGCUUGGCGCGGGCGCGCGGCGUCAGCGGAGGCGCGGGCGCUGGCGGGCACGCGAGUCGGGCGGCGGCGCGGGGCUGGCCGCGGCGGUCGCGGGCCCCUGGGGCCCGUGCCGCGCGCCCGCGCGCCCCGCGUCCCGGCGCGCGCCCGCGUCCUCGCCCGCCACCUUCACUGCGCGGCGCCGCGCCACGCGGCACAAGCGGCCGGCGCAACACACACUAAGCGGCACUGGCGGAGCGCGCCACCGGUGGCGCUCCGACGCAAGCGCGCGCGCCCAGGGCACACUGCCGCGCCGCGCCGCGACACCAACAGCCCGCGCGCGUCAGCAACCGCCCCCGCCCCCGCGCGGUUGGGUGCUACAUGCGAACGCUACAGCCGCGGGCGACCGUCGCAUGCGAUUGUUGCGCGCUGCGGUGGCCAACGGUUGCAUGCAAUGGUUGCUCGCUGCGAUGACCGGUAUUGUAUUCUCAUCAUGGGCAUCACUGGAUGUUAUUUGAUUUGGGCAUAUUUAAAGCCAUGUAACUCAGGAUGUUUGUACGAAACAUCUGGCAACCCUGUGUCCACCUCAAGGGAAGAGAGCUCGGUCACAACACGCAGACAUAACAUACAAACAUCAUCCACCGUCGUUACUGACAACGUACAAAGCGGGCCGCUGGAGGGAGGGGGCGAGGACGGAGGCGGCGGCGGCGGCGGGGGCGGCGAGACAAGAGUGGUUGUGGUAUUCAGGCGGCCAUGGGUGGGUGCGGAGGGACUGUGCAGGCGAUUCUUUUUGAGAGCGUGGCGCGAUGGUGGCGCUGCCGUCGCCGCCGCCGCCGCAGCGGAGACAAAUAUUCGGCGUGCAAUAAAUUCCCUCGGGAGCGUGGUGCAAAAACAAGGCCAACGCGAGUCGCGCAGUCACCAUACGGCGAGGGUGCCACUGACGGCCGUCAGAGCUGGUGUUUGGGCCUCCCGUGCGGGACUUCCCCUCUCCGCAGGAACUCGAUGCGCGAUUUAUUUGCGCGACGGGGGACACACUGGGCGAAGAAGAGGGGUGGGGACUGGAUGCAGCUCGUCAAGAGGGGAACGGGGCAGAAAAGGCACCGAGGGUCGCACCCCGCCAAGACGUACGCAAGCAGGAAGGGCGGGCGCGGAGCGUCUGAAGGGCCGAGGCACGCGCAAAGGGAAAGGUCUUCUGUGCAAGUCCCUCCCCAAGGAGUUGGCGGGAUGGAAGGGCGGGAGAUUAAAACAGACGGACGAGCCGGGGGAAGACCCCUUAUCAUUUAUAAUUACACCCAGCGGAGGCGGAGGGAGGGAGGGAGGAAAGGGGGACGAGCAUGGGUCUUGGACACAAGCUCUCAGCAGUGACGACCGUCGCGUAGCAGUUAACGGACGUCAAACGCCAGAAUGCAAACGAUGUUCAUUAUGUCAAGACUCCAUAAAGAAUAGUGCUUCUCGUAUACGUAUUUUCAUUAUUGAUAUCUAUCGUCGUUGUGAUGAAUUACAUGAUGGAGAUAGAGUAGUACUGAUUCUUCUGGACGUGCAGGUGCUGGGGAAAAGGCUGGUAGCGGCGGCGGGGCAGGCGAAGGUGUCUGGAGGCAGGAACGCGCCUCAAGCAGUGGGCGUGCGGGCGGGCGCCAGGGCGCGUGGGCGGCGAGGCAGGGGCGACGGAAAGGCGGCGCGGAGGCUGUAUGUGUGGGGGCAGGUGCUUUUUGAAAGAUACUACAUGAAUAGUGAUACGGAGUGGAAAAUGGAAAAGCAGUCUCAUAUUCCUUACAACUUUUUUGACCCCGUCGGUGCGAGAAUUUACUCGGAUGCUACUCUCGUCCAGUAUCUCAUCCAGCAUCUUGAUCCUCGUCCUUCAUCUUGUCUCUGUCCCAGCUUCUUGAACCAGUUUGAAUAUCGUGUGUUAGCAUUCCUGCGAUUGGAAGAUGCUGGUGUACUCUUAAUUACUCCAACUCAGAAUUUGUAUUCAAAAACAUAA
Molecule: messenger RNA, 1992 nt
Organism: Gryllus bimaculatus (two-spotted cricket)
Lineage: Eukaryota; Metazoa; Arthropoda; Insecta; Orthoptera; Gryllidae
Source: the annotation of a GenBank genome assembly